GCCCCGGCCCCCGCGCAGCCCCGCAGCACGGGCGGGAGGUUGUUCAUCUCCAAGGAGGAGCAACACCCAAACUGCAGGGAAAUACGUCGUGCAGAAAAUUAGGAAAACUCCUUUUUUUUUUUCUUAUUUUCCUCUUUUUUUUUUUUUUUUUUUUUUUUUUUUUUUCCCUUUGGAGAAGCUGAUUUCCUUCGGCAAGUGGGGGACGGUGGAGAAAAUGAAGCCGAGUCUGCGAUUUUUCUUAGCUGGUUUUCUCUCUUUGAUUCUGCAGACGGGGCUUUGCUAUGGGAUAAAAUGGAUAGCUCUGUCCAAGACUCCUUCGGCUUUGGCCCUGAAUCAAACCCAGCACUGCAAGCAGCUCGAAGGCUUGGUGGUUUCCCAGGUGCAGCUGUGCCGCAGCAACCUGGAGCUCAUGCAGACCAUCAUCCAGGCAGCACGGGAAGUGAUAAAGACCUGCCGUAAAACUUUCUCAGACAUGAGGUGGAACUGCUCUUCCAUUGAGCUGGCUCCCAACUACCUGCUGGACUUAGAGAGAGGCACAAGGGAGUCAGCAUUUGUGUAUGCCCUUUCUGCUGCUGCCAUCAGCCACACCAUUGCCAGAGCCUGCACCACCGGGGACCUCCCUGGCUGUUCCUGUGGUCCCAUCCCAGGUGAGACACCUGGACCUGGGUAUCGAUGGGGAGGAUGUGCAGACAACCUCAACUAUGGUCUUAUCAUGGGGUCCAAAUUUUCAGAUGCUCCCAUGAAGAUGAAAAAAUCAGGAUCACAAGCCAAUAAACUGAUGCAUCUGCACAACAGUGAAGUAGGGAGACAGGUCUUGAAAGCCUCUCUUGAAAUGAAAUGUAAGUGCCAUGGAGUUUCUGGGUCAUGCUCUAUCAAGACCUGUUGGAAAGGCCUUCAAGAGCUGCGAGACAUUGCAAUGGACCUCAAAAACAAGUACUUAUCAGCCACCAAGGUCGUUCACCGGCCCAUGGGCACACGCAAAUACCUCGUGCCAAAGGAUAUUGAUAUCAGGCCGGUUAAAGAGACAGAGCUGAUUUACCUGCAGAGCUCGCCCGAUUUCUGCAUGAAGAACGAGAAAGUGGGGUCACACGGAACCCAGGACAGGCAAUGCAACAAGACCUCCAACGGGAGCGACAGCUGCGACUUGAUGUGCUGCGGCAGAGGCUACAACCCCUACAUGGACAAAGUGGUGGAGCGGUGCCACUGCAAGUACCACUGGUGCUGCUACGUGACCUGUAAAAAGUGUGAGCGGACUGUCGAGAGAUAUGUGUGCAAAUGAGAACCCUCCUCUCUCCGCCCGGGAGCUGAGACGCCAGCGGCACCCCAGCACUAUCCAGAGAAGAGAAAACAUUUCCCCGACUAGACGCUGUUUAUCUUGUAAAGACACAGACUUGGAGAAAGAUGGUAGGAGGGAAAAAAAAAAAAAGAAAAAAAAGCAAUCACACCCGUAAAAAUAAGACCCUUAAAAAACAUCCCCAAAAAACCAACCCACAAAUGUUUCCCCCCCACCAAUAAAACCCUCUCUGAGAAGACAGAAAACUCAUUUGGGAUAGUAUCUUCUUCCACAGUAUUUCCUAUGGUUGCCGAUGAUGUCCAGCCAUCAAGUGCCUUAGUAUUUUGAGAAACAAAAGUAGAAACUUUCCCUGGGGAAGAGAAGUGACUCUUUUUUCAAAAUAACUAAGGCUCACACCCACCUGUGCCUUCAAGUGCAGGUACCGAGUCUGCGUUAGGACUGUCCCAGAAGGGAAAACUCUACCACUUUUCAGCAAUAACUGCCUUUACUGCCAAAGACUUAAUUUUUGACAUGGAAGCAUCCACUCCAGAUGAUAAAGGUGGAAAGAUUUCAGGUCAAUCCCCUGAAAUGAACAAAUCAUUUAAACCUUUCUUUUAUGCAGUCUGCGACUUUGAAGUUGACUGCUGCGGGAAAAGCUCUCCAUGAUUUUUCCAGGGUGGAUGGGGUUUCAAAUUCAGCUGUGCAAGAACCCCCGUGGCAUCCUGGAGGCAGUGAGAAUAGGGUACCCUGAGAAGGGCUUUAUGGGGUCCAGGAGAUCGUAGUGGAGCCAUCAGGAUAAAGUAACAAAGUCAAGACAAAAUCCAGGGGGAAAAGUAAAAAAAACCCAAACAUCUCCUGCUCUUUUUCUCUUGCCCUUUGGGUGUGAUGCCCUUAGUCACUGAUGUUCUGCCACGCUGGGCAUUCAAGUCCUUAGGGAAACGUGCAGCUGCCUCUUUUUUCCCCUGCAAAACUAUUGACCUGGCCCCAAGAAACUGCAGAGAGUGGAGCGGGUCCAGUCCUGGCUGCAGGGAGGUCAUCCAUGCAGGGCAGCAGCUAUUCCCAGCAGGAGGGAGUGGGAACGUGUCCGUCCUUCACGUGGCCGUGGCCCUGCCCUGACACAGCAGAGAACCACUAUCUGUGGCUGUACAUAUUUUCUUUUGUAUGCGGACAUACAGAAAUAUUUAUAAGAUAUAUCUCGCGCUUUCGUCUACUCUACUUCCUACAUAAAUAUACCUAUAUAUGAUAAACGAGCAUUAACAAUAGUAUGAAAUAAAUGCUGAAGUUACUGGUGCAACAGCAAAA
Calidris pugnax (ruff) is the source of this 2575-nucleotide messenger RNA. RefSeq names its product wingless-type MMTV integration site family member 11 (gene WNT11). Gene Ontology annotation, cellular component: extracellular region. Gene Ontology annotation, molecular function: frizzled binding; cytokine activity. The transcript is spliced from 6 exons. The record is from RefSeq and is a predicted model, not a curated record. Lineage: Eukaryota; Metazoa; Chordata; Aves; Charadriiformes; Scolopacidae. Gene Ontology annotation, biological process: neuron differentiation; canonical Wnt signaling pathway; cell fate commitment. The coding region runs from base 215 to 1279 and encodes 354 amino acids.